This is a messenger RNA of Clarias gariepinus (North African catfish), 858 nucleotides long. RefSeq names its product zinc finger, AN1-type domain 1 (gene zfand1). The coding region runs from base 11 to 823 and encodes 270 amino acids. Lineage: Eukaryota; Metazoa; Chordata; Actinopteri; Siluriformes; Clariidae. The transcript has 8 exons. The record is from RefSeq and is a predicted model, not a curated record. Gene Ontology annotation, cellular component: cytoplasm; cytoplasmic stress granule. Gene Ontology annotation, molecular function: zinc ion binding. Gene Ontology annotation, biological process: cytoplasmic stress granule disassembly.
GAAAAUUAAAAUGGCGGAAUUAGACGUUGGCAAACAUUGUCAGGUUGAGUGUUGCAGGCAGAAAGACUUCCUGCCAUUUGUAUGUGACAGCUGCUCCGGAGUGUUUUGUCUUGAACACAGAAGCAGGGAUUCACACUUUUGCCCAGAGGUCUUGGUGAAGCAGAAUGUCUUGGAGCCAGGAGUCAGUACAUCGUAUCCAUGCACAUUUCAUGAUUGCAAAGGCAGGGAACUUCUACCUGUAAUGUGCCAACAUUGUCAAAAACAUUUUUGUCUUGCUCAUCGUCAUCAGGAAGACCAUAAGUGUGAGAAGUUGGAGACACCUAAACCACGGAUGGUGGCAACACAGGAACUUGUGCAAAAAAUAGUAGAAUCAAAGAAGAAUGCAGGCCCCAGUAAAAGCAGAAAAGGGCUGAAGAACAGUGCUACAGCUGCUAAAGUUGCCCUUAUGAAACUAAAGCUACAUGCCACUGGAGAUAAAGGACUGCCACAGACAGAGAGGACAUAUUUCCAGGUGUUUCUACCAAAAGAUCUCAACACAUCAAGCUUGCCAAUGUUCUUUAGCUCCAAGUGGACUGUGGGUAAAGUGGUCGAUUUUGCAGCGGCUCAGGCCAACCUAAAGAACAACAACAACGUGCUCACAGCCAAGAAACUGCGAUUAUGCCAUCCUGACACUGGGGAAGCCAUUAAAAUGGAUGCAUGUCUCCAGGUGCUGCUCUCCCUAUCAGAUUCUCCUCUUCAUAAUGGAGGCAAUGUUAUCUUGGAAUAUCUGGAUAAUGAAAGCUCUGGAGUUGAAGAUGUCACAGCCUACAUUUCUCCCUCUUGAUCUAAAAAUGAACACCGAAUUAAUGGUGUAAUGAA